Molecule: messenger RNA, 2028 nt
Organism: Tarenaya hassleriana
Lineage: Eukaryota; Viridiplantae; Streptophyta; Magnoliopsida; Brassicales; Cleomaceae
Product: probable histone-arginine methyltransferase 1.4
Exons: 15
Coding region: 143-1762 (539 amino acids)
Biological process (GO): peptidyl-arginine methylation
Molecular function (GO): protein-arginine N-methyltransferase activity
Source: RefSeq, a predicted model, not a curated record
CGGUAUUCGCUUCGUGCCUAUUCUCUCACUCAUACUUUCCUCGGAGUUCAGGAGUUCUCCGCCGAAAAACCCUAAAUUCCUUGCCCCGUCUAUAUACACAGAUACUGUAUCUAUACAUUCUCUUCCUCGAUUCUGUUCAAUCAUGGAGGUUUUUGCUCCCCAUAAGUCUAAACAGCAAGAAUUCGCUCUCGUUUCGGUCACCGAACUCUCCUCUCCUUCGGCUUCUCUAUCGUCCUCGCUUGUUGUAGCUAGGUUUUCCUGCGUUCAUGGGGUCACGGAAGUCCGAUUUUACGAAUCAGAGACGUCUGGUGGUUUCAGUUUUGAUCUUAGUUCUGCUCAGUUAUUCAAGCUGGGACCCAUGGAGUUAAUCUGCAUUUCAGACGGUUCCGGUUCCUCAAAGGAGAAUUCAUUCUCUCGUGGAGUCAUUAUCAAAUUUAGAAACGAGAAGGACACCGAGAAUUUUUGUGAUGCCUUUGAGGAGUGGAGGAAGGAUGCUGUUGUUCAAGGAUCAUCCUUGCCAAAUGGAACAGCUUCAGCUAAUAAAAGCAAGUUUGACGAUAAGAUAGAGGCUUCUUCUGCCAAAAUGUAUUUCCAUUAUUACGGACAACUUCUACAUCAGCAAAAUAUGUUACAAGAUUAUGUGAGGACAGGUACAUAUUAUGCAGCAGUGAUGGAGAAUCGUGCAGAUUUUAGUGGUCGUGUUGUGGUUGAUGUGGGCGCAGGGAGUGGAAUUUUGUCAUUGUUUGCUGCACAGGCCGGUGCCAAGCAUGUUUAUGCUGUGGAAGCAUCAGAAAUGGCUGAGUAUGCUCGUAAACUGAUUGCUGGGAACCCGUUGUUGGCUGAACGGAUAACAGUGAUUCAGGGAAAAGUUGAGGAUGUUGAGUUGCCUGAGAAAGCAGAUGUUUUGAUCUCUGAACCAAUGGGCACCUUAUUGGUCAAUGAGAGAAUGCUGGAGUCUUAUGUCAUUGCUAGGGAUCGUUUUCUCGGUCCAAAUGGCAAAAUGUUUCCUACCCUUGGAAGGAUUCACAUGGCACCAUUCACCGAUGAAUUCCUAUUUAUUGAAAUGGCAAAUAAGGCUUUGUUCUGGCAACAACAGAACUACUACGGAGUUGAUCUGACACCACUGUAUGGAUCAGCCUCUAGGGGCUACUUUUCUCAGCCUGUAGUUGACGCAUUUGAUCCGAGAUUAUUGGUGGCUCCUCCAAUGUUUCAUGUGAUAGAUUUCACUCAAAUAAAGGAAGAAGAAUUUUAUGAAAUCGAUAUCCCGUUGAAGUUCACCGCUUCUACAUGUACCAGAGUGCAUGGCCUUGCCUGCUGGUUUGAUGUCCUCUUUAACGGGAGCACGGUGCAAAGAUGGCUCACAACUGCACCUGGUGCGCCUACAACCCACUGGUACCAAAUACGGUGUGUUCUAUCGCAGCCUAUUCAUGUCAUGGCAGGGCAGGAACUGACGGGCAGACUUCACUUGGUUGCCCAUAGCGCUCAGAGUUACACCAUCAAUCUAACUCUAUCAGCUAAAAUGUGGGGUCCUGGUGCCGAUCAAGGUGGGAUCCUGCAGACAUCGUCGUGUAAACUCGAUCUGAAAGAACCUUAUUAUAGGAUGUCUCAGCCACAGGCAUACCCUGUUGCUCAAGAACCGCAACCACAACCAGAACCUCAACAGCAGCUAUUAAAUACACAGGACAUACAGAUCCAGUCCGAUGACAUAGAAGAACUAGAGUUGUUGCAACAACCUCCACGAGACGCAGGUGCCCAACUCUGAAAAAAAAAACGACUUUUCUGAUGCAGAAAACUCGAACUCGAUUUGUUAUCUCAGUGACCUAACUCUGGAAACUUGUUUGUAACAUGAUGAUGAUCAGUAGCCAGUGUCCGAAAAAUGAUGGCUUUUACUGAGUCUGGUUCAUGGUAACGACGACCUGUAACAUAGAUAUUUCGGACAGAAACCUUCCUGUUGCCCCCGUGUUUCUUGAGCUAUGACCUCUCUCUCUCUCCCGGAUUUUCCUGGGUUUACCAUAAAUUUGUACGUUA